AUGGAAUCCUAUAAAUGUACCGAGAUAUUGAGGAUACGUGAACACCAUGUUUUCAACAGUCUAAACAGCUAUUGUGCGAGUCUUAUUAAACGAAGCAAUGGACAACAACAAACAGUCAAGAUACCAACCGACCAGAAAAGAGCUCCUAUGAUAAACAGCUUAUCUAUUAAAUCGGAAAUAAAUCCUGGUGUCACACCUGGAAGGGUAAAAUACCGAUAUUUUAAAAUCGUCAUAGCUGGGGUCAUAAUGAUGCAGGCGUACAAAAAUCCUGCAAACAAGGAUGUCGUCGCACGAAUUAUGAAGACAUCGCAUUGCUCCGCUCGGCUCCAUCGGAAAAACGAUGAAAUAGCUUUCCAUAGGGUUGUCAAGCAUAUCGCUACGAUGAGAAGAAACAAAGCAUUGGAGCUUGGGCCUAGAAGCGUUUCCAGGUAA
Messenger RNA from Pocillopora meandrina, 432 nucleotides. Lineage: Eukaryota; Metazoa; Cnidaria; Anthozoa; Scleractinia; Pocilloporidae. The record is from the annotation of a GenBank genome assembly.